This is a messenger RNA of Strongylocentrotus purpuratus (purple sea urchin), 1931 nucleotides long. RefSeq names its product mannose-6-phosphate isomerase (gene mpi). NCBI's taxonomy places the organism in Eukaryota, Metazoa, Echinodermata, Echinoidea, Camarodonta, Strongylocentrotidae. Gene Ontology annotation, biological process: GDP-mannose biosynthetic process; carbohydrate metabolic process. The coding region runs from base 103 to 1398 and encodes 431 amino acids. The transcript has 8 exons. Gene Ontology annotation, molecular function: zinc ion binding; mannose-6-phosphate isomerase activity. Gene Ontology annotation, cellular component: cytosol. The record is from RefSeq and is a predicted model, not a curated record.
UCAUUUGUCUAUUUGGCUCUCGUCAUUUUGUCGACGUGUUUGGCUCGGCUUUUACUUUGAAGAGCGAUUUCUCCCGUCAGAACAGAUCAAGUGAUAAAAAUCAUGGCUUUUCCAGCAGUUGUUUCGCUGCGCUGUGCUGUACAGCAGUAUGCCUGGGGACGUAUUGGACUAGACAGCGCUGUAGCCAGCCUAAGCCAGAGUUCCAAUAAAGAUUUCACACUACAAGCAGAUCAACCUUAUGCUGAGCUAUGGAUGGGCACCCAUCCAAAGGGUCCCUCCAUUGUGGGCUCAUCAGAGCAUGCUGGGAUACCUCUAGGUGACUGGAUUGCUAAGCAACCAGAGUGCUUGGGGUCGAAGGUCAGAGCAAAGUUUGGUGACCAGCUUCCUUACCUCUUCAAAGUGCUGUCCGUGAACAAGUCACUCUCCAUUCAAGCCCACCCCAAUAAGGCCCAUGCUGAGCAGCUACAUGCAGAGAGGCCAGAUAAGUACCCUGACCCGAAUCACAAACCAGAGAUGGCCCUUGCUCUAACCCCAUUUGAAGGCAUGAAUGGAUUUAGACCAGUCUCAGAAAUAGUCAACUUCUUAGAGAAUGUUCCUGAGCUCAGAGCGGUAGUUGGUGAUGAGAAUGCUGCUUCCCUGUCUGCUGCCCUCAAGGCUAGCGAUGGGAAUGGAUCAUCGGAGGAGUGUCGUGCUGGGCUGAAACAAUGUUUGUCAGCAAUCAUGAAUAAGGAAAUUGCCGAGAUGACAUCUAGGCUUGAGGCAAUGAUCACAAGACUCAAAGCAGAAGAGGCUGCGGGACAGGACCUAAGCAAGAACAACGGAGCCCUGGCCCUGAGGUUGUAUAGUCAAUUCCCUGGGGAUGUGGGGUGCUUCGUUUCAUAUCUCUUCAAUCAUAUCACCCUGCAACCGGGACAGGCCAUGUUUCUAGGACCCAACGAACCCCACGCUUACCUCUCAGGAAACUGCAUGGAGUGCAUGGCGUGCUCUGACAACGUGGUGCGUUCCGGGCUCACCCCCAAGUUUAAGGACAUCCCGACCUUGUGUGAGAUGUUAACGUACCUGCCAUCGACCCCUGAUGAGAAGAUCUUCCCCAGUAAAGCGGAUGCUAGUGAACCCACCCUCACCAUCUACGACCCUCCCGUUCCGGAUUUUGCCGUAGCCAGAGUUAAGGUCCCUGCCGAUCAGGCCAGUUACACCCUCCGAGCCGAAGACAGUCCUAGUAUUAUCAUCGUCAUCGAGGGGCAAGGAGAGGCUGCUCACCCCUCGUUGGGAAAUGGACAAGCCCUACCAUUCUGCAAGGGGUCAGUAUUAUUCCUCUCAGCCAAUGAGAGCCUGGCUUUCAAAUUAUCUCCAGCCAAUGGGCUGUUGGCUUUCAGGGCCUUCUGUCCCCUUGAUUAAUGGUACUACCAAUGUAAUGUGAUCUCAUGAAUAUUCAUAUAUGAUUAGCUCUAUUUUUUUGAUAGUGUAUCCAAACUAUCCUCCUUUGGGCUGCUAGUUUACGUAUCUUUUCUCAAGAUAUUUAAAAAUCAACUCUGCCCAGCCAAUGGGCUGCUGGCUUUCAUUAAUGGAUCAACCCACAGUACUGUCAUGAAUCAUGAAUAUUAAUGUAUGGCUAGAAUAGACCAGCUUUGGGAUACUACAUGUACAUUCGGCCCCCAAAUAUCUGCAGAUCUUCUAGACGAUGGAGAAAUUAUACUUUGUGUUGUAGAAUAAUCACUGAAAUAGCGAUGGGUUUGCUUCAUGAAUACAUUUUGUUUGCCCUCUUGAAGAGUACUUCCACCGAGUAUCAUACACGUGUAAAAUGUAGUCAUGUACAGCAUCUUCAGUGCAUAAAUGAUAUAUUAUACAAAUAGUGAAUGGCCAUGAGUGCAAUGGUACAAGAUUUUGCACGAGGUGAAAGAUAAGAGACGCUAUAUUCAACGAGGCGCAGC